CUAGUUAAGUAGCUAUAAGCACUCUAGCUAGCUAGCUAGUUAAGUAGCUAUAAACACUAGCUAGCUAGUUAAGUAGCUAUAAACACUAGCUAGAUAGUUAAGUAGCUAUAAGCACUCUAGCUAGCUAGUUAAGUAGCUAUAAACACGCUAGCUAGCUAGUUAAGUAGCUAUAAGCACUCUAGCUAGCUAGUUAAGUAGCUAUAAGCACUCUAGCUAGCUAGCUAGUUAAGUAGCUAUAAACACUAGCUAGAUAGUUAAGUAGCUAUAAGCACUCUAGCUAGCUAGCUAUUUAAGUAGCUAUAAGCACUCUAGCUAGCUAGCUAGUUAAGUAGCUAUAAACACUCUAGCUAGUUAAGUAGCUAUAAGCACUCUAGCUAGCUAGUUAAGUAGCUAUAAACACUAGCUAGCUAGUUAAGUAGCUAUAAACACUAGCUAGCUAGUUAAGUAGCUAUAAGCACUCUAGCUAGCUAGUUAAGUAGCUAUAAGCACUCUAGCUAGUUAGCUAUUUAAGUAGCUAUAAGCACUCUAGCUAGCUAGUUAAGUAGCUAUAAACACUCUAGUUAGCUAUUUAAGUAGCUAUAAGCACUCUAGCUAGCUAGUUAAGUAGCUAGAAUCACUCUAGCUAGUUAGCUAUUUAAGUAGCUAUAAGCACUCUAGCUAGCUAGUUAAGUAGCUAUAAACACUCUAGUUAGCUAUUUAAGUAGCUAUAAACACUCUAGCUAGUUAGAUAAGUAGCUAUAAGCACGCUAGCUAGUUAGAUAAGUAGCUAUAAGCACUCUAGCUAGUUAGAUAAGUAGCUAUAAGCACUCUCGCUAGUUAGAUAAGUAGCUAUAAGCACGCUACACUCUAGCUAGUUAGAUAAGUAGCUAAAAGCACUCUAGCUAGUUAGAUAAGUAGCUAUAAGCACGCUAGCUAGCUGCCAUGGGAGAAAGCAGUCCGCAGUCUCCGACGCUGCACUUGGAUCUGGACAACUUUGAUACGACGGACGCCGAGGACAGCACGUAUGUUUUAACCAGUCCGCGGUCGUUGGAAUCAUGUGCAAGACUCGGCGUCAAACCCGUUCAACUUUUAAUAAAAUCUCUAAGCGAUUUCGUUGAUGACAACGUAAACCCAGAUAUCCCGUUUGAGGCACUGACAGUUCUGUACGAGGCGUACGAAAAGGAAGGCAGGGGGAUUUUGCAGCUGUGCCGCGAAGAGAGAGAAAAGAUUGUUUUGGAAACGAAAGAAAGACGACCGUCUCUUAAACUGUCUGCCCUCGAAACUGUCGUCGAGGUAGAAAGUCGGAACUCUCUCGAAGAAGAUCCCAAAUCAAGAGAGGACUCCUGUGAUGCUUUGAGGAAGCAAACUAAUCAAUCUGUGGACCACAGCCCCAGAAGGAAAUCUGUGAGCAGUGGCAGGUCCUCUUAUUCUGCUGCGAUCACCAGAAAACAAAACAGAAACAGCUUGAGACCGACUGACAAGAACAUGAUGGUGUCCAGCCUAAGUCUUGGUGACCUCCGACACUCCCCAGCCACAGAAAGACAGUUGGAGAGGCUCACUCGAGACGUCAGGAAGAAGAUGAAUGUCACAGUCCCAGCGAAAGACCGUAAGAUAGCAGCUCUGAUGUUGGUGAAGCACCAAGAGAAGCAGACCAGGCUGAUGCUGAGCCAGCAGGAGGAGCAGGAGAGAGAGGAGGCCCGGAGGCAGGAGGAGGUGCAACGAGUCCAGGCGGAGCGCAGGAGGAAGAAGGAGCUGGAGAAGAGCAUGCAGCGGUGGCAGGAUGGGCUGGAGGCGCGGAGGAGGCAGAAGGAGCGCCGGGAGAAGGAGUUGGCCGGUCAGCGCGAGCAGGAGGUGCUACUGCAGGAGGAUCGCUGGAGGAGGCUCACAGAGGAGCAGGAGGUGCGGAAAAGAGACAAGAAAGAGAUGGCGAGGAGAGAAGCGGAGGAGCGCAAAUGCCUCCAGGAGCAGCUGCUCAAAGACAUGGAGCGUCUGGAGCAGGCAGGGAGAGAGAAGGAGGUGCAGCUGUCGCAGGAGAAGGAGCAGAGGGCCAGGAGGAGCAGGGUGAUCCGAGAGAGGAGGGAGAGGAAGAGGCUCCAACAAGAGAACCAGGGGGAACAUCUCAGAUGCCUCCUCCUGAAGAGGGAGGUGCAGCAGCAGUUGGAGGAGGAGGAGGCGCUGAUGAGGAGUGCCCUGGAGGAGAAACUGCAGCGCUCCUGGGAGAAGAGGGCCCAGGCAGUGGCGUUGCGCCUCAGGGAGCUGCAGGGAGAUCGGCCAGGGAGGAGGAGCAGAUCCAGAGGGCCCAGCUCCGAGCCUCCUGGCACAGCCAACAGCAGCUCAGGGAGAAAGAGGUACUGGCCCAGCUGAGUCAGCGUCGUAUGGAGCAGGCAAGCCAGAACGCUCACACCCAGAGGAGGAGCAGGGCACAGCGGGCACAGCAGGAAAACAUGGAGAGACUCCUCUGCCACCAGCGCCUCCUAGACAGUGUACAGAGAGAGGAGGAGACUGAGA
This is a messenger RNA of Oncorhynchus gorbuscha (pink salmon), 2487 nucleotides long. RefSeq names its product coiled-coil domain-containing protein 177. Lineage: Eukaryota; Metazoa; Chordata; Actinopteri; Salmoniformes; Salmonidae. The record is from RefSeq and is a predicted model, not a curated record. The transcript has 2 exons. The coding region runs from base 922 to 2343 and encodes 473 amino acids.